UGAAAAACGUACUUCCGGAGUAAACAUCUCAAUUUACAUUCGUUCAUAGAAGUAAAAGAUGGACGAGUUGCAAAAGCUUGAGUAUUUGUCUCUGGUCUCUAAAGUUUGUACAGAACUUGAGAACCAUUUGGGACUAAAUGACAAGGACUUAGCUGAAUUUAUCAUACAUCUCGCAGAAAAGAAUGAUACUUAUGAGAAGUUUAAAAAAGCUUUGGAUGAAAAUGGUGCUGAGUUUGCGGAUUCAUUGGUUGCAAAUCUGCUCAGAUUGAUUCAGAAAAUGAAACCAAAACCACAGAAAGAAGCCAAGAAAGAAAUAGAGACUGACAAAGAAAGUGUCCAGAGUGAUGUGGAGAUCAAAAAGAAGUUAUUCCCAGGGUUAGCUCUGGCAAACGACCCCAAAACCAGGAACAUGUUACUGGAUGAAGAUGAGGAAAAACCAAUCAAAACAGAGAGGACAGAAGAUAUUAAGCCAAUCAAGACAGAGGUUACAGAUGUUGAUGUGGCAGGUGAUAUGAUGAAUGAACUAGAAGCACUAAUGAAUGCUCCAGCACCAAAAGAAAAAAAUAAUAGGGAAAAGGAUAGAAGGAGAGAUCGAAGUCGCAGCAGGGAGCGAGAUAGAAGGAGAAGAAGAAGCAGGUCUAGAGAUAGAUCGAGGUCAAGAAGUCACGAUAGAGACAGACGAAGAAAUAGGUCAAGGUCACGAGACAGAGAUAAAAGACGACGAGAUCAAAGAUCUCGAAGCCGUGAGAGAGACAAAAAGAAAUGGAGACAAAGGGACAGAGAAGAGCUCCCUAUAGACCCUGAACCAGGAAGGAUAUACAAUGGGAGAGUCAACACCAUUAUGCAGUUUGGCUGCUUUGUUCAGUUAGAGGGUCUGAGAAAGAAAUGGGAGGGAUUGGUUCAUAUAUCGCAGCUAAGGAGAGAAGGGAGGGUCACAAAUGUAAGUGACGUGGUGCAGAGAGGUCAAAAAGUCAAGGUCAAAGUCUUGUCAUUCAGUGGCCAGAAAACAAGUUUAUCUUUAAAGGAUGUUGAUCAGGAAACUGGAGAAGACUUAAACCCAUCAAAGACCAAGACUCUGGUAGGUGGAGAAAUCCACAACAAUCAAGUGGAGGCCAGGAACCCAGAUCGACCCUCCACAAUGCCACUAGUGGAACACAUCCCAGAAAUCGAUGACAGCAGUGAAAAGAAGCGAUAUCAGAGAAUGUCAUCGCCGGAGAGAUUUGAGAUCCAACAGAUGAUUGCUGCAAACGUCAUUGAUAAAUCAGAGCUGCCAGAUUUCGAUGAGGAGAUGGGAGUGCUUGUGAAAGACGACGACUCAGAUGAGGAUAUAGAAAUAGAACUGAAGGAAGAGGAGGCGCCAUUCCUGACUGGACAUGGAAGAGGAGGUCUAGAUCUUAGCCCUGUUAAAAUCGUCAAGAAUCCUGAUGGCUCUCUGUCACAAGCUGCCAUGAUGCAGAACGCCCUACAGAAGGAGAGGCGAGAACUGAAGCAGGCUCAGAGAGAGGCUCAGAUGGACGCUGUGCCGUCAGGUCUAAAUAAAGACUGGAUCGAUCCCAUGCCAGAGGAUGGUGACAGAAGGCUAGCCUCUCAGAUGAGGGGUGUGGGGAUGGCCCCGGCUGAUUUACCAGAGUGGAAGAAACACAUCUCAGGGGGUCAGAAGGCCUCUUAUGGAAAGAAGGAAAAGAAAUCACUUCUGGAACAGCGGCAGAGUCUGCCAAUAUAUAAACUCAAAGACGAACUAGUCAAGGCUGUGACAGACAACCAGGUAUUGAUUGUCAUUGGUGAGACAGGAUCAGGAAAGACAACUCAGAUCACACAGUAUCUUGCAGAGGCAGGGUAUACAACAUCAGGGAAGAUAGGCUGUACUCAGCCUAGACGAGUGGCCGCUAUGUCGGUUGCCAAACGAGUCUCGGAGGAAUUUGGUUGUCGACUGGGACAAGAGGUUGGCUACACAAUUCGUUUUGAGGAUUGUACGAGUCCUGAGACUAAGAUCAAAUACAUGACAGAUGGUAUGAUGCUGAGAGAAUGUCUGAUAGACGGCGAUUUAACUCAGUACAGUAUCAUCAUGUUAGACGAGGCUCACGAGCGAACUAUACACACAGAUGUGUUGUUUGGUUUACUGAAGGCGGCCGUACAGAAGAGACCAGAACUGAAGCUCAUCGUAACCUCUGCCACUCUGGAUGCCGUCAAAUUCUCACAGUACUUCUUUGAAGCGCCUAUUUUCACAAUCCCAGGAAGAACGUACCCUGUGGAGGUUCUGUAUACUAAAGAAGCGGAGUCCGACUAUCUGGACGCCUCAAUGAUAACGGUUAUGCAGAUUCACCUGAUGGAACCACCAGGAGAUAUCCUGCUGUUUUUGACGGGUCAGGAGGAGAUCGACACCGCCUGUGAGACCCUGUACGAGCGGAUGAAAGCCCUGGGCCCCGAGGUCCCAGAGCUAAUUAUCCUCCCCGUGUACAGUGCCCUCCCCAGUGAAAUGCAGACCAGGAUAUUUGAACCCACUGCCCCAGGAUCUAGAAAGGUUGUCAUAGCUACUAACAUUGCUGAAACUUCCCUAACUAUUGAUGGCAUUUAUUAUGUGGUGGAUCCAGGAUUUGUCAAACAAAAAGUUUACAACUCUAAGACAGGAAUGGACCAGCUUAUCGUCACACCUAUCUCACAGGCUCAGGCCAAACAGAGAGCCGGUCGAGCAGGAAGAACAGGCCCAGGAAAGUGUUAUCGUUUAUACACAGAGCGCGCCUACAGAGACGAGAUGUUGCCAACAAAUGUUCCUGAGAUUCAGAGAACAAACUUAGCCAGCACCGUGCUGUCCCUGAAGGCCAUGGGGAUCAAUGACCUACUGUCCUUUGAUUUUAUGGAUGCUCCUCCCAUGCAGACCCUUAUAUCCGCCAUGGAGCAGCUUCAUGCCCUGAGUGCUCUAGACGACGAAGGUCUUCUGACAAGACUUGGGAGAAGGAUGGCUGAGUUUCCUCUGGAGCCCAUGUUGUCUAAGAUGUUGAUUAUGUCAGUCCACCUCGCCUGUAGUGACGAAAUUCUCACUGUUGUCUCCAUGUUGUCCAUUCAAAAUGUCUUCUAUAGACCAAAGGAUAAGCAGGACUUGGCUGACCAGAAGAAAGCUAAAUUCCACCAGCCCGAGGGGGACCAUCUGACACUGCUAGCGGUGUACAACUCCUGGAAAAACAACAAGUUCUCCAGUCCAUGGUGCUAUGAAAACUUUGUACAAAUCCGCACUCUCAAGAGGGCUCAGGAUGUCCGCAAACAGAUGUUGGGCAUCAUGGACAGACAUAAGUUAGACGUGGUCAGUUGUGGGAAGAAUACUGCUCGGGUUCAGAAGGCCAUUUGCAGUGGAUUUUUCCGUAAUGCAGCAAAGAAAGACCCCCAGGAGGGAUAUAGGACUCUAGUGGACAGUCAGGUGGUGUACAUACACCCCUCAAGUGCCCUGUUCAACAGACAACCAGACUGGGUGAUUUACCAUGAACUUGUGCUGACAACCAAAGAAUACAUGAGAGAAGUAACAGCCAUUGAUCCAAAAUGGCUCGUGGAAUUUGCACCCAAAUUUUUCCGCUUCAGUGACCCAACAAAACUCAGUAAGCAGAAGAAACAACAGAAGAUUGAGCCAUUGUACAACAAAUAUGAAGAUCCAAAUUCCUGGAGAAUCUCAAGAGCUUUCAAGAAAGUCCACACAAAAGUUACAUUCUAAAUUUAUAUCAACAAUCUGUUUCUUUUUGGAACCUUUGUUACUUGAGAGAAAGUGCUUGUCUUACAGUGUAUAGAUAACAUUGAGGAUUAUUUUAAUGUCUCAAAAUUUUAAAUAUUUUAAAAAUCAUGCCCAUUUGUAUUAAUAUACUUUAAUGUCUACAAAAAAGGAAAUAAAAUUGAAGAAAGAUAGUGUUCUUUUAUUGUGACUUGUUGUGAUCUCAGUGCAUUGAAAAAAAAACAUUCUACAGAUUCAUCAGUAUUUUUAUUCUCUUUAAAGAAGUGGACAGGCCUUUCGUCUACAUCCACAUGGAUGAAGGUGAAAGCCUGUCCACUUUUCUAAGAGAAUACAGUACUUUUUAGUGGAUAUGUUUUCUACCUGUAAUUUGUGUUCAUCUCUUAUUUUGUGACAACCACCUGUAAAUUAUGCUUUUAUCACUUUCUUUGCAUAAAAUUACUAAUAUUAUCUGCAACUAAAGGUAUGUCUUGAAGGCUAAGAGAGGAAUUUUAAUGUCACUUUGGAAUUUUGUUAUAGACAUUGAUCUUGAGGGUAUUGCAUAUGCAUAUAUCAUUUUAUAUGGAUUGAAUCAUGUACAUAUGUAAAUGUAAUGAAAUAAAUGUGAUGUUAAAAAGAA
Molecule: messenger RNA, 4331 nt
Organism: Saccostrea echinata
Lineage: Eukaryota; Metazoa; Mollusca; Bivalvia; Ostreida; Ostreidae
Product: ATP-dependent RNA helicase DHX8-like
Exons: 22
Coding region: 59-3700 (1213 amino acids)
Biological process (GO): mRNA splicing, via spliceosome; spliceosomal complex disassembly
Cellular component (GO): catalytic step 2 spliceosome; intracellular anatomical structure
Molecular function (GO): ATP binding; RNA helicase activity; RNA binding
Source: RefSeq, a predicted model, not a curated record